Messenger RNA from Plasmodium cynomolgi strain B, 1656 nucleotides. RefSeq names its product 8-amino-7-oxononanoate synthase. Gene Ontology annotation, molecular function: pyridoxal phosphate binding; serine C-palmitoyltransferase activity. Gene Ontology annotation, biological process: sphingosine biosynthetic process; ceramide biosynthetic process. Gene Ontology annotation, cellular component: serine palmitoyltransferase complex. NCBI's taxonomy places the organism in Eukaryota, Apicomplexa, Aconoidasida, Haemosporida, Plasmodiidae. The record is from RefSeq and is a predicted model, not a curated record. The coding region runs from base 1 to 1656 and encodes 551 amino acids. The transcript has 2 exons.
AUGCACCUGAACAAGCUCGUAGAUUUCAACUACUCCGUGGGAUUAGAUGUACUGAAAAAUUUUGACAUAGUUAACUACCUAAUAGUAGUCAUUGUACUGCUAGCAGUAGUGCUAGCCAUAUUUAAUGAAGACGCAUCGGCGGGCUCUCCAAGGUUAUCAUGGGUAUUAGGAGAGUUCCUACCAAUUCAGCAAUCGAUUUUUUCAUUAAAUGCCAAUGCAGAGAAGAAAUUAUUUAAGAAGAAAAAUAGCAAAACAUAUGCAUUUAUCACCUUUGUUUGUAAUUUGUUUAUCAAGUUGAAGUGUUCAAUCUCGGAAGGGACCUUUCUACAUCUACUAAAAGGGUUCUACAAAAAUGGAAUCAACAAAUUAGUACUCUACAAAAAUUUGGUUGUCUUAAAAAAUAAAUCUGAAUCGAAAAGACACUUUUAUUAUUUGAUUCUAAAGGAUAAGUAUAAUCUACCAAUUGAGAAGAAUGAAAAUGAAAUGAAGAGCUAUUUAGAUGCAAAAAGGGAACUGGUUCGAAUGAACAAAUGGGCCUUUAUGUGGAGGGUAUCAGGAGUAAAGGACGAAUACAUCACCUGUGAAAAUACCAAAGUGAGACCCAUAUCGUCUUAUUCUUAUCUAGACUUUAUAAGGGAACCACUCGUACAAAAUUCUGCCAUUAAAGCAGCUAUGGAAUGGUCUACAGGAAAUCAUGGUCCCAGAUUGCUAGGAGGGAAUAAUGAAAUUUUAAGAGACUUAGAAAAAAAGGUGGGACAAUUUUUUGGUAGAAAUGAUUCCAUUUUAGCCGUUUGUGGAUUUUUAGCUUGCAUGUCUGGGAUCGCAGCUGUUGCUAGGCCAAAUGACCUCGUCCUUUAUGACAGCCGAACACAUGCAUGUGUAAAAAUAGGAAUCCAAAUAAGUGGUGCCAAGGCAUACACAUUUAAACAUAACGAUUAUAACCAUCUAGAAAUCCUACUUCAAAAAUAUAGAAGUAAAUAUAGAACCUGUUGGAAAUUGUGUGUUAAAUAUAAUUCCAAGUUAUUUGUUGAUGAAGCACAUGGGUUGGGUGUACUAGGAAAAACAGGGAGAGGUUUAGAAGAGCAUUUCAACAUGCCAGGUUCUGUAGAUUUAAUAGUUGGAACUUUUAGUAAAUCUAUCGGUUCUGUUGGAGGAUAUAUUGUCGGAUCUGAUGAGGUCAUCGAAUUUAUGGAUAUCCAUUGCAUAGGCAAUGUUUUUUCAGCCCCACUACCUUCUUACUGUGCAGGUGCUGCAUUAAAAGCCUUCGAAUUGAUAGACACACAACCUUGGAGAAUUGAGAAGCUGAAAUUCAACACCAAAUAUUUAAGAAAUGGAUUAAGGACAGGUAUGGGCUUAUGGCCAAAGGAUUAUCCAGAGAGUAAUAAAUAUGUCAUCGAAGGGGAUGAUGAGACGAGUGUCAUUCCAGUAAUUUUUCCAAAUGAUCCUGAUAGAUUACUAAAAAUUUGUAAUGUUCUUUUUCAAAAGAAAUGGAUGAUUUCGGCUGUUACGUAUCCUGCUUGUCCAUUGAAGCUACCUAGGUUUAGGGUUACUGCCACGUCUGCAUAUUCAUUGGAGUACAUGAACGACUUUAUUCGCGAUUUGAUUAAUGCGACUGUUAGCGUGGAGCCCUCUCCGUUUGAUAACGGCCUUUUGUGA